Molecule: messenger RNA, 1551 nt
Organism: Penicillium bovifimosum
Lineage: Eukaryota; Fungi; Ascomycota; Eurotiomycetes; Eurotiales; Aspergillaceae
Exons: 4
Coding region: 1-1551 (516 amino acids)
Source: RefSeq, a predicted model, not a curated record
AUGGGAAAGCGAAGUAAAGUGUUGGAGACAGAUACUCCAACGGCAAAGUUUCUGUACGCAAUUAUGAAGCAACUGGACACGAAGUCGAUUGACUGGAACCAAGUUGCAGCGGAUAGCGAGGUCUCCAAUGGCCAUGCUUCACGUAUGCGGUGGUCCCGAUUCCGCAACCAAAUGGAAGGGACCACGGGGGCAACCCGACCCAAGCGAAAAACCAAGAAGGAGAAGAUCAUAGACCCACCUGCCGGCAUGCCGGGGAUGUUUCCAAUGCCUCAGCACCAGAUGAUGCCCACGAGCUCAACCGAUCCAUCUAUCCAUACCAAUCCCUUUGUAAAAAGUGAGCCAGAGAUGCAGAACAGCCCAAGCAGAUUUAUGCCGUACGCCCCAGCUUCAAUGCCAGAGACUGGAAUGCAAGGACAGUACUACUUACCUCAGGACUUUGCUUCACCCCAGUUUCGAAUGGCAUCUGGUAUUCCCACCGGGCUACCUUCAACCAGCUUUGCAGCACCGCCUUAUUUGAAGCAUUCUCAGUCCCCGUCUGUGUCAACCGAGUAUCCUUACUCAUUGCAUGGUGCACUGUCAGGAUUUGAUUUGCGAGAAUUCGAAUUCCCGGGCUCUUCCAUGGACUUUGCCCCUACUAUCAACUGGGAACCACACGCCCCUUCCGACCAACAAAGACCGACCAUAAAAAUUGGGCUCAGCAGAGUCAGAGUCAGCAAGACCAAGGCAGGUGUGACCAAGGUCAGCAGAGCCAAGAUUGGCAGAGCUCAAGUCGGCAAAGCCCAGUCAAACAAGAUCAAGACAUGUAUGACCAAGGUCAACAAAGCCAGAGCCUGGGCCAGCAAGACCAAGACAUGUAUGACCAAGGUCAUCAAAGCCAGGACAUAUGCCAGCAAGACCAAGAGCAACAGCGGCAACAAGGCCUCUAUGGCCAAGGCCAGCAAAGUACAGACCGGCAAAACCAAGUUCAGCAAGGCCAAGGCCAAGUACUACAGAGCCAAGGCCCGCGGAGCCCUGGUCGACAAGACCAAGUUCGGAAAGAGCAAGGUCCGUAUAGUCAAGGCCAACAGGGCCAAGAAAAGCAGGUUUCAAAUCAGCAAAACCCAGCCCAGCAUGACGAAGACAUGUGUGACCAAGGUCAACAGAGCCCGAGUCAGCAAAUGCCAGUCCAACAAGACCCAGUCCAACAAGUCCCAAUCCAACAAGGCCCAGUCCAACAAGUCCCAAUCCAACAAGGCCCAGUCCAACAAGGCCCAGUCCAACAAGGCCCAGUCCAACAAGACCCAGUUCAACAAGACCCAGUUCAACAAGACCCAGUUCAACAAGACCCAGUCGAGCAAGACCCAGUCGAGCAAGACCCAGUCGAGCAAGGCCCAGUCGAGCAAGGGCUGCAAGGCCAUGUACUGCAAGAACAAGACCCGCUUGACCAAGCUCAGCAGAGUCCAAGUCAGAAAAGCGCAGGCCAGCAAGGUCAGGUAUUGCGCGAUCAAGGCCUUAGUGGUCAGGCAGAGGAAGGCCCGGGCCAGCAGAGUCCGAGCUGGCAGGACCAAGUGA